This is a messenger RNA of Dipodomys spectabilis (banner-tailed kangaroo rat), 3024 nucleotides long. RefSeq names its product neuregulin 2 (gene Nrg2). Gene Ontology annotation, biological process: intracellular signal transduction; nervous system development; animal organ development. Gene Ontology annotation, molecular function: signaling receptor binding. The transcript has 11 exons. Lineage: Eukaryota; Metazoa; Chordata; Mammalia; Rodentia; Heteromyidae. The record is from RefSeq and is a predicted model, not a curated record. Bases 135 to 2672 code for a protein of 845 amino acids.
GCCACCUCCCCGGACCGCCGGCGGAGGACUCGAAGGCGCUAACGUUACGCUGUUUCCGGUUUUCCAGAGGGCUCUGUUUCCCCUCCCAAGGCGGCGGCGGCUGAGCGGCGGAGCCCCCCAAAUGGCCUGGCCAGAUGCGGCAGGUUUGCUGCUCAGCGCUGCCGCCGCCGCCGCCACUGGAGAAGGCUCGGUGCAGCAGCGACAGCGACAGCAGCAGCAGCAGCAGCAGCGAGAGCAGCAGCAGCAGCAGGAGCAGCAGCAGCAGCAGCGGCGGCGGCAGCAGCAGCAGCAUCUCCCGUCCCGCUGCGCCCCCAGAGCCGCGGCCGCAGCCACCGCCGCAGCCCCGCUUCCCCGCAGCCCGGAAAGCCGCCGCCCGCUCGCGAGCCGCAGCCGCCGGCGGCAUGAGGCGCGACCCGGCCCCCGGCUUCUCCAUGCUGCUCUUCGGGGUGUCGCUCGCCUGCUACUCGCCCAGCCUCAAGUCCGUGCAGGACCAGGCGUACAAGGCACCCGUGGUGGUGGAGGGCAAGGUCCAGGGACUGGCCCCGGCCGGCGGUUCCGGCUCCAACAGCACCCGUGAGCCGCCCGCCUCGGGUCGGGUGGCGCUGGUGAAGGUGCUGGACAAGUGGCCGCUCCGGAGCGGGGGGCUGCAGCGCGAGCAGGUGAUCAGCGUGGGCUCCUGCGCGCCGCUCGAGAGGAACCAGCGCUACAUCUUUUUCCUGGAGCCCACCGAGCAGCCCUUAGUCUUUAAGACGGCCUUUGCCCCCCUUGGCACCAACGGCAAAAACAUCAAGAAAGAGGUGGGCAAGAUCCUGUGCACUGACUGCGCCACUCGGCCCAAGCUGAAGAAGAUGAAGAGCCAGACAGGACAGGUGGGUGAGAAACAAUCGCUGAAGUGUGAGGCAGCAGCAGGGAACCCCCAGCCUUCUUACCGUUGGUUCAAGGAUGGCAAGGAACUGAAUCGAAGCCGCGACAUUCGAAUCAAGUAUGGCAAUGGCAGAAAGAACUCACGGCUACAGUUCAACAAGGUGAAAGUGGAAGACGCUGGGGAGUAUGUGUGCGAGGCUGAGAACAUUCUGGGGAAGGACACUGUCCGAGGCCGGCUCCAUGUCAACAGCGUGAGCACCACCCUGUCAUCCUGGUCCGGGCACGCCCGGAAGUGCAACGAGACAGCCAAGUCCUAUUGUGUCAAUGGAGGCGUGUGCUACUACAUCGAGGGUAUCAACCAGCUGUCCUGCAAGUGUCCUGUGGGAUACACCGGGGACAGGUGUCAGCAGUUCGCAAUGGUCAACUUCUCCAAGCACCUUGGAUUUGAAUUAAAGGAGGCGGAGGAGCUGUACCAGAAGAGGGUCCUGACCAUCACUGGCAUCUGCGUGGCUCUGCUAGUCGUGGGCAUCGUCUGCGUGGUUGCUUACUGCAAGACCAAAAAACAGCGCAAGCAGAUGCACAACCACCUCCGCCAGAACAUGUGCCCAGCACACCAGAACCGGAGCUUGGCCAAUGGGCCUAGCCAUCCUCGGCUGGACCCCGAAGAGAUCCAGAUGGCAGAUUACAUCUCCAAGAAUGUGCCAGCCACCGACCAUGUCAUCCGAAGGGAAACUGAGACCACCUUCUCCGGGAGCCACUCCUGUUCUCCUUCUCACCACUGCUCCUCAGCCACUCCCACCUCCAGCCACAGACAUGAGAGCCACACAUGGAGCCUGGAACGUUCUGAGAGCCUGACCUCUGACUCCCAGUCAGGCAUCAUGCUAUCGUCCGUGGGCACCAGCAAGUGCAACAGCCCAGCAUGUGUGGAGGCCCGGGCCCGGCGGGCAGCAGCCUACAGCCUGGAGGAGCGGCGCAGGGCUGCCAUGCCACCCUACCACGACUCCAUAGAUUCCCUGCGUGACUCCCCACACAGCGAGAGGUACGUGUCCGCCCUGACCACGCCCGCGCGCCUCUCGCCCGUGGACUUCCACUACUCGCUGGCCACGCAGGUGCCCACGUUCGAGAUCACGUCUCCCAACUCCGCGCACGCCGUGUCGCUGCCGCCCGCCGCGCCCAUCAGCUACCGCCUGGCGGAGCAGCAGCCGCUUCUGCGGCACCCAGCGCCCCCGGGCCCCGGGCCGGGACCAGGACCUGGCGCAGACAUGCAGCGCAGCUACGACAGCUACUACUACCCCGCGGCGGGGCCCGGGCCGCGGCGCGGAGCGUGCGCGCUCGGAGGCAGCCUGGGCAGCCUGCCCGCCAGCCCUUUUCGCAUCCCGGAGGACGACGAGUAUGAGACCACGCAGGAGUGCGCGCCCCCGCCGCCGCCGCGGCCGCGCGCGCGCGGCACGUCCCGCAGGACGUCGGCGGGGCCCCGGCGCUGGCGCCGCUCGCGGCUUAACGGGCUAGCGGCGCAGCGCGCACGCGCGGCGCGGGACUCGCUGUCGCUGAGCAGCGGCUCGGGCUGCGGCUCGGCCUCCGCCUCGGACGACGACGCGGACGACGCGGACGGGGCGCUGGCGGCCGAGAGCACGCCGUUCCUCGGGCUGCGCGCGGCGCACGACGCGCUGCGCUCGGACUCGCCGCCGCUGUGCCCGGCGGCCGACAGCAGGACUUACUACUCCCUGGACAGCCACAGCACGCGGGCCAGCAGCAGACACAGCCGCGGGCCGUCCCCGCGGGCCAAGCAGGACUCAGCGCCCCUCUAGGGCCCCCUCCGCCUCGCCCGCCCCGCUGUCUUCAAGGAGAACAGAGACUGCCGAUUGGAGAGAGGAGGGGGGGAAAUAAAAAUAUUUUUAUUUUCUAUAAAAGGAAAAAAAAGUAUAACAAAAUGUUUUAUUUUCAUUUUAGCAAAAAUUGUCUUAUAAUAGCUAACGGCAAAGACGUUUUUAUAGGGAAACUAUUUAUAUGUAACAUCCUGAUUUACAGCUUCGGGAAAAAAAAAAAAGAAACAACAAAAAAAAAAAAGAGAGAUGGGCCAAUUUUUUGACUCUUUAAUAGAAACCUAUAUUGUGGUGCCUUUUGCUGUAACGCUAAUCUGGGGCUCCUGGAGAGACACUG